CAAAAGAAUAAAAUGGCUGCGAUUGGCUAGUUUAAUCUAAUGAUGCAUAAUCCGAUACGAGCUACGCGGUUGGUGGAAAAUGACUAGGAACCACGUGAUAUUAGAAGAAAAUAGAAAACCCUAUCAGAUAUGCGAUACAUGUGAUUUUCAAGUAAACAAUUUAUGUAUGAUGAAUUUUGAUAGAAUUCAUGAAUUUUUAUAAAAUAUAACGCGCAAAUGGAUUUACAAUACAGAACAAUUCAUCCUGUAAAAUAUUUACAAGAUUAUCUUAAACAGGGCAUUCGACCAGAUGGUAGAAAAUUCUUAUCAUUUAGACCAGUGAGUGUAAAUGUUUCAUCAAUUGUCCAAGCAGAUAGUUCAGCGAUAUUUAAAUUGGGUGACACAACUGCAGUUUGUGGUAUUAAAGCUGAAUUAGCGACACCAAAAGCAGAUUUUUCAGAUCAUGGUUCCAUAAUACCAAAUGUAGAACUAUCUCCUCUGUGUUCUUCAAAGUUUCGUCCGGGCCCACCAAGUGAACAAGCACAAGUGCUUUCUAAAUCAAUAGAUAUUAUAUUAAGCAAUUCAAAAGCACUUGAUUUAAAAGAUCUUUGCAUAUGCAAAAAUAAAUUAGUAUGGGUCUUGUACUGUGAUAUCUCGUGUUUAAAUUACAAUGGCUCGGUUGUUGACGCUUGUAUUGGAGCAGUAAUUGCAGCUCUUAAAACAUUGACUUUACCUGAAGUAAACUACAACAAGGAAACAGGAGUAAUUGUUGUACAUCCAGAAAAUAGAAAGGCAUUUACUGUAAGAACACUUCCAGUUUCUGCAUCAUUUGCAAUAUUCGAGAAACAACUGUUGCUAGCUGAUCCUUCAGAUGAUGAGGAAGAUUUGUCAUCAGCAAGAUUUUCUAUUGUGAUGGAUGAUGAAGAGGAAAUAUGUUAUAUAUAUAAACCUGGUGGAAUUGCUAUCUCUCAAAAUUUAUUUUGCAAAGGAUUAGAAAUGACAAAAGUAAGAGCAAAGUCAAUCAGAUCAGUGAUUAAUGCUGCAAUCUCGACUCUAAACGAGAAUAUAGAAGAUUAAAUUACUUAAAUAAAAAACUAACUUUUUUUUACUGUGUGUGU
Messenger RNA from Nylanderia fulva, 1097 nucleotides. Its product is annotated as exosome complex component RRP43. Gene Ontology annotation, biological process: nuclear mRNA surveillance; U1 snRNA 3'-end processing; rRNA catabolic process. Gene Ontology annotation, molecular function: mRNA 3'-UTR AU-rich region binding. The record is from RefSeq and is a predicted model, not a curated record. Gene Ontology annotation, cellular component: cytoplasmic exosome (RNase complex); nuclear exosome (RNase complex). Lineage: Eukaryota; Metazoa; Arthropoda; Insecta; Hymenoptera; Formicidae.